This is a messenger RNA of Amoebophrya sp. A120, 15861 nucleotides long. NCBI's taxonomy places the organism in Eukaryota, Dinophyceae, Syndiniales, Amoebophryaceae. The record is from the annotation of a GenBank genome assembly.
AUUCGCUGCAAGUUUUUGCUCGUGUAGAACUUCUGAAGAAACAUUCCACAGGUUGUAGAUUGAGGUUGACUGAUGUAUGAAGAUUUUGAUGAGUAAAAUUGGGCCCUCCAUGUUCUUGAGGAUAUCGAGGCAACAAGACCGAGGAACAUCAGAGCGAGCGAGCUUCACAUUCGAAACGAAGUCUGGGCGCCCUCCAGUCUAAAUCACGGGUCGGCGGAAGAAAAGCAACGAAAGCAGAUGAGACGAGAGAGAUGUCGGCUGCUCCUGUAGACUUUUGUCAACAGCAGGACCUCCUCCAUCUUGAAGCGGCACUGCGACGACCGGUCGAGGCGGGCGAUACCUCCGAGCAGUGGAGCGACGAUAACCGUCCCCGCAACGACAGGGCGGAAGGCUCUGGUGCGCUACCCACCGGCACCAUUUUUUCGCCGCGCAAGGCAAGCAGCCGCGGACGGGGCGCGUUAUAGAGUGCAGAACCCGCGUAGCUUGUUAUCAGAAUGCCGACGACAGCCCCGGUAGCUACCAACCUCAACGCCGGUGCACCUGCACCGGGGGUGAACCGGGUCGCGAAGACGAAAGGACAAUUGAAACGGGAAGAAAGGGUCAGCAUCUUCGGACUCGAUUGUGCAGAUUCCAUCCUGAUAUCCGGCUGGCAGAUAGGAAAAGAAGUGCAGAAGACCAUCACAAUCAAAAAUGUGUCCCUGGUAAGUGGUCGAUGUAGACGAACAAACUCAAACUACUUGUUACUUUUUUAAGGAGAGUUGCAAUUCUUCGCAGUCAGACAGUAACUCGCGCGCCAAAAGACGCGAGCAAGGGGUUGAUGUUGUCUUCGUGUAUUAGGAAUUAGGCUGCAAUACGUAUCCAGGCAUUGUUUUUCAAUCCAAUUUUAUCUCCCAUGUUGAUUCAGUUUAUCGAAUCACAACAACCACAGACGACACAAAAACUGAACUACGAACUUCCGAAGAACGAGGCGUUCCAGCUUGAUUAUCCGAAAGGAUGGGCGCUUGCACCCGGCACCAGCGUCACCAUCCGCCUCUUCUUUCGACCAAUCAUAUACGAGCCCCAUCUGGACUACGUCACCGUAAAAACUCCAACAGGUACACCUUUUUUAUUCAACGUACGGACUGCAAGUGCUUCCAUUUUUCACAUGCUGGUGGAUCGGAGGUAGUCAUGUUGCUAGUGCGUCGAGAGCAUGAUUAUAAGUACACAACAUGCCUCACUCUGAUCACUGACUAUCUACAGGAAAUAGAAAACGAAGACUGAUGCUGAUCGUUAAUAGCGUAGAAGCUGCAUUAAGGAGGACAAGGAAAAUAGUCAUAGUCACAUUCAUACGCAAUCGACAAGGACCACGAGAAGACAGAUGCGCCACACGUGCUCGCGUGGCUUGAAAUUCAAUGUUGGAAGUGGACGACUUCGACUCAGGCUCAGCUUGAUGUCGAUGAUCUACUUAGCUAGCAAUAAAGAAAGGAAGCGAGCGCAUGAGUCUUAUCAUCUUCAUCUUCAUGGUGCUAAAAUCUCGUCUAAGGUCAAUUUUCCAUCCUGCUGAAGGCAGUCGUUACGGAGCUCGCGUUGUCUAUUCCGCCAUUUGUCGACUUUGGUUAUGGGGCGGUGCAGGAAGUUGUAGUGAUUGCAUUGCCGAUGCACAACACGGGGUCGCUUCCGCUCUGCUACGAGUGGGGCUGCGGGGCGCCGUUUCUGAUGCCCCGGAACCUCAGCGGCACCAUACCAGUAAACGGUAUGAUGGAGGUGGAAAUCGAGUUUCACCCACCACAGGCCAAAACGUACGAGGGUAUCCUUCGCGUAAAAAUAUCCGCCGCCGUCGGAUCCAGUUCCACCGAGGGGGCUCCAGAGUUGGACAGCGCCCACAUGCCACCACACACUGACGAGGCAGUCGAAGACGUAAAGUUUUAUGAACUCCGGGUGAUCGGCGCUGGGAAGGUGCCGCACCUAGUAGCUGUCAUGCCAAACACCUCCGCGGAGCAGGCAGCCGGUAUCCGAAGAAUACCUCCACCCGCGGACAACACGACGACGCUCGUCGAUUUGCCGCCCGUGCUUCCGAGCCAGUCAACUCGAGUCGCGCUGCAGAUACAGAACGUUUCUCUCGUACGGGCCAACUACGUGCUACGGCCGGUGCAGGACGAAAUACCGCCCCUCCACCCUUGCGCGCUGCAGUAUUUUCCGGAAAGCGGCAGCAUCGAGCCCGGCGAGAAGGGAGAGGUGGAGUUCAAAUUUUCGUCCGCUGUCGUCGGGGAGGCCGUUGCGCGAGACUUCGAAAUCGUGUCCCCGGGCGGGGCGCCCUUACGAGUCUCCGUGACAGGAAGUUGUGUCAGCCCCACCGUCGACUUCUCCGCCAAGAGCUUGAACUUUGGUGAACUCGACUGCUCGCAGGAUCCCGCACGGGUGUAUGAGCGGGCAAUGCUGAAGCAGCAGGGAAAGGAUCCGGGUAAAGCUACAUAUUUAUCAAUUAUUAUAUAGUUUCAGGUUGAGAAGCAUGAUAACGAGCGAUUUUCUUUACUGCGAUACCCGAACCCGACGCAAAAAUUAUAUGUGUGUAGAUACCACAACAUGAAGUAGAAGUUGAAGUUGUGCCGGGAAACACAGGAUAGGACGCAGACUGCGCUGCCUACGGUUGUCGUGCACUUGACGUAGAUGUGAGUAAAAAAUAUAUUCAGGUGUGAAGAUUCUGAGGCUAGACAAUAGGUCCCCGCUGAAGGUCCACUACCACUUCGUGAACAGCUCCCAGCUAUACAACGUUUUCACAUUCGACAAGCCAUCCGGCACCUUGGCGCCGCACGGCUACGUCCUCAUUCACAUCUACUUCACACCCAUGGCCCCCAUCAACUACUACAAAAGGUAACAUAUGUAACUAAAAAAAGUUACAUUUUCCUUUACUUUUUUCUUAUAGACAACGCAAACGCGCGUCCAGGUGGGCGUGUGCAUGCUCUGCAUUUUGUCUUCUUGAAGAUGCGUUGUUGUCUUCAGGUUUCCAAUGUUGAGAAACAAGAAGCCGAUGAAAAUCUUCAGCACUUGUAUUUGAUGCAGCUUUCAGUUUAGUUCAGUAUCAGUUUGGUUUGGCGGAGCUUCCGCUUGCAGUGCGGCAACACAACCGAGAAGGUCUCCCCCUGCAUCACAGGUUCUACUGUGUCUUUAAGAACGGCCCUCUAGAAGCAGUACCCGUCGACCUGAUUGGGACCGGGUACACGGAUGCGCAGCGACCCGCUGUGCUACAGAUCGAUAAUGUCACGCAGUGGCAUCGCAUGCGGCUGCAGGGUUAUCCGGAGUACGACUCAAGACCAAACUCACCAACACGCUCAGACGACGCUUCCCCCGACGCGCCAUCACUUGCCGGAGGUGUGACGCCUUUCUCCAAAGGAACUCCCGGGAAGGAAGAGCACGAUGGUAUUUUUGCAGCUUAUGCUUUUUGUGUUCGCGGUAGGUAGUGUUACUCGACCACCUUCUUAGACAAAAAAGAAGCUCCUGCGGGGUCUAGUCUACCAUCGGCUGGGGCGGCUUCCGUGUAAAACACACCCGAGCCACUUCUUGCGUGGCUCAAUGACGCAAAGAACAUGUGAGUCAGCUAAAGUGUCGUCCCUUUCUUGAGGCCAGCCCAAAACGAAAACGCAGAGUCAAUGCCCCAGGUGUGGGACCGCAUUCGGGCCUUCAGUGCACAGGCCCAGAUGGAGGGGUCGGGAGGAUCGUAGCUUGGGGAAUAGUCUUUUUUCUUUCAAUUCCGAAGGUUCAAGUUUCCAUUUCAGUAUGUGAGUUUAGGCCGCGACUCCGAUUUUGAUUGCCAGCCACACUAUGCAGAAUGAUAUUUCACAUACACCUACUCCCCGCGGCGGGUCUGCGUAAUCAAAAACCGCGGCUAUUUUUGUAUUUCAAUGCCCGAGUCGGAGUCUUGUCUUGUCUGAUGUGGCUGUGGCUGUGCCAGACAAAAGCUUCGCACUGCCUUCACUAGUACCUACUGCAUAAUAUUGCUCACAGAUUAUCAUGUUGUAACUGCAAGAAGAGAGAGAUGACGAUGAAGAUGCCGCCAUCGUGAUUGAUAACCCUAUAGAAGAUAUGAGAAAAAAAAUAUGCCAACGCAGGUGAUCAUGGCAGUCCGGUGCGUUCGGUAUCCCCCAAGAAAACGUACCAUAACUUCCUAGAGCGAGUUUUUCCGGCGACGCUCAAACGCCCAGAGAUUUCGAACGUACAAAGCUUCCUAUCAAAGCGAAAGACGCGAAAAUUGCAGUCAGUUAUUUUACUUGGUGUCUCAUUGUCUUGGUGAAUGAUCUAGCGCCAUGUAGAUAUGGAUCUACAUUUUCGCGGUAGAUAAAAGGCCUGCAUGUGUAUAGACUGAGGUAAAAACUUUUUUAUGUGAUAAGCACUAGCCCUAGCACGCCUUGCGUUUGCUCUGGGAAGAAACCAAUGGCGCACAAGCGCAUCCGCAGCAAACCCGAGCAAAUGAUACACCAUGAUAAAUUAAUAGAUGACAACUGGCUUUCUGUUUCUACUUUCAUACUUUUUGGAGUGUGUCUACCCUCCGAAGGACGUUUGUCUCACCCCCGACGAGCUUGACUUCUUCGGUCAGCCCGGAGUCCGCACAGUAACCGUCACAAAUAACACGAGUCAGAAGGUACUAGCAUUUUCGAGAUUUUUGGCAUUGCAACUGUGUGGAUGUAGUAAAGGCGCGCUUCGAGAAGAUACUGGCGACGAGACUAAUCGAACUGCAGCAUUGCGAACUCGCAUGUCUAUGUACAGGUGCCGGGUAGUAGUUCUUUCUUUGUUGGCGCACUGUAGCGCGCGAAUUGAAUACUCAGUGCUUCAACUACAGCUUCGGUUCGUAAUCUAUUGAAAAUCGAAAUCAAAUCAAAGGUGAUCGCCGUAUGGAUGAUCGUGAAUGAGACGCGACAAGCCACAAGCGUGGCGAAGUUUGAGGAACUGGAUCUCGCCACCUUUUCCGUCUACCCAAACAGCGUCGAGAUACCAGCACGAGGAGAGAUGGAGUUUCAGGUGACCUACAGGCCCGGAAAGGAAAUGAACUUUGACGGCGAAGUGCUGGAGUGCUACGUGUACCCAAAGCGAAACCGAAGCUUUCAUCUCGUCAAUUUGAAAAGAUUCACGCCACCCACCUGCCUGAAUUUGUACUGUCAAGGCCACACAAUGGGCUACCAUCGUGAUGACUGCCAAGUAGAAGUCUCGGACUCCAACAACAUCGUGCGAAUGAAGCCCUGCGCGCUCAUGCAACGUACCAAUGAUCUGGCCUUGUGCAUACUUGGAUUCGAAGCUAUGUUGACGGCUCGAAGACUUUUGUUGCAGACAGUAUUUUUUUGUAAUUUUAUUGAGGAGGGCAGUGAUUAGUAAUGGAUCAUCUGCUCCACAACCACAUCAAGCACCUCAAGCUUCGCUACAUAGAAAUACAAAUAUCUUUUCAGGGAGCUACCAUGUCUUCUUGAUCAAGAACUGUGGGGACACGAAGAUGGUGUAUCGGAUCCUACCGGCGCUCGGAGAAAACCUCGGCGAGGAAACACCAUUCAGCUGCUACCCCAAACGAGGCUGCAUUUACCCCCACUCGUUUCACGCGAUCGUGGUGGAGUUUGCUCUAUGCAAGAAAAAACGUGUGUUAGUUGUACAAAACUGUUAUACAGGAGCAGCACAUCAUGUUGGGGUCCAGUGUCUCGGCGUGGAGGAACGCUGUGCGACAGUGAUUCGGAUUCCGGUGACCAGCAUGCAUAACGAUAGCUAGCAUAUCAUUGUGAUUCACGUGCUAGCUAUGAAUAACUAUGCAUGGUGUAUUCGCUUGCAUUGUUCUCACUGAAAAGUGCAUGCUUGUAGUUUUACAAAAAGCUUAGCCAAUGAAUCAUGUGACUAAAAAUAUGCUCAGGGUACGAGAACGACAACGAGAAGGGCAGUGAUCAUGAUGUCACUUUCCUGCGCUUCCGGCAAUAGCACCGCUUUUUUCUUGGAUAUUCCCCGACGAAAAUCCAAAAUGAGGCCGAGUUCAAAGCAAAAAUUCCAAUCGUUGUCAACUACGAGGCAUCAAAGUGAAAAGCGCCUUGCCCCUAAGCCUGGUGCGGCUGAUGUAAAUGCUUGCAUCGCAAGGCAUUUUUGCGAAACAUACAAAAACAUAAUUGCUGUCCUAGUUUGAAGAUGCCGUUAGAGUCUUGGCAUAGGCGAACCAUGCAGCCUCGACAUGACGAGAUGAGAGACGGCUUACAUUUUACCUUGUGACGCUUCUCAUUGAUAGUGCAUCACUGCUCUACAUGUACUAAACUAAGCACUUGCGAGCAUCAUGCUAUAUAUAAACAGCAGCAACGGGGCCUCCACGCUCGAAGAAGCAAGUAGCUGCAUGCGUUUCAACAUCCCUAUUGCGGAACAAGCAUAGAAAACGUUGCCCGCAGCUCCGUGGUGGUAGGGGCGCUAUUCCUUUUGAUACUAGGAAACCGAGUACCGUUACGUGCACGUGCAGGGGAGGUGUUGGCAAACGAAGCUGGAUGUGAAAAAUCUGCUUACCUUUCCGCUGACCUGCCAAGGCUUGAAAUCUACGCGAGCCCUUAUGGUAACAACAAGGGCAAAAAUGUCAUCCCUUUUAAUGUGCAAACGCAUGGAGGUUUUGCUGGUUGCAGCGCUUUAAUCUUGCCACGGAUCGCUUGAGUAAUUUGAUUCUAAUAUAUAUAGUAGGACGAUGAGAAAGAGAAUCUUGAAAAACAGAGCUGUUCUUGGUUUUUCCGGCGACGCCACCCCGCGGGGUGAGUGCGUGCCUACGGUUAAAAAAAAAAAACGCACUUAAAAAAGGUUCGAAACCGGACGGAGAUUCCCAUCAGCUAUGAUGUAAGGAUACCAGCACGAUUUCGCAGCGUGUUUCACGUUGAGGAGGCGGAAGGCCAACUCGGACCAGCUGAAAGCAGUCAGAUUGCCCUUAAGUUUACGCCAGAAGCCGCCGGGCAGAUAGCAACCGCGAUAAGCGUCUACGCCACUGAGAAGCGAUACGCCGACGACGACAAGUAUGGAAGUGUCAGGCGCAGGGGUAGGUCGCUCACUGGACGAAAUAUUUUGCGAUGCAUUCAAUGCGAGGCGUCAAAGAGUGACUGCAUUCUUGCAAGUGACAUCAUACAUUUGAUAUGGCAGCAUGCGAAUCGGAAUUUUAUUUCAGCUAUUUUUCACGGUCAAGAGUAAAAGUUGGGCUGAUGGCUAGCAUUAAAGCGUAAUUUUGCAUAGUGCUCUUUAUUUUUACAUUCUCCAAAUAGCCCGAGGCACUACAAAUGCGCGUCGAAUAGCUUUGAAGGUAUAUAUCUCGAGCCGACGCCGACCACUAAGCUAACAGCGGCUCCUAUUGCAGACGUUUUUUUGCAUGUUAGAUAAAUGUAUAAAGAUCGACUCCAUUCAGGUGACGAUGCCUCGGUACCUGACACAUCCAUAGAGAGAGGGUCUUUGCAAUACAGGACCGAAAUUUCUUUGGGCCGCGCGCAAUCGAGGAUGUUGCCGGGGAAGGAGAUUUCUGUGUCGAAGAACCUGCACCGCACCCGACGGCAAGAAAACCCUAUGCCAUUCAACUAGUAGGACACGGCCAACAACCGGUACAGACGCCUUUGUACUUGUAGUUUGUUCAGAAAAUAAUAACCAAAAAGGAAGAUAGUCAUAGUUCAGCGUCAAUUAACUACUUUUUUUCCCAUUGGCACAGCAAAGUUGGUGAAGUAGUGUCUGCUGACGUCAAAAAGGAAGAGGCACUGAAGUAGUGCAACAUUUGAUGAUGAAGUACGGAGAAGACUACAUGCAAGCUUUCGGCAUUAUAUCCAUUUUUUGCAUCUAUGACAGGCACUGUCUCUCGAAACUUCGUCAGUGGACCUAGGUGUGCUAACUGCCACGCAUCCAGACAAAACCAAGGCGGAGGUGCGGCUCUUCAACAACAGCAAUCAGGAAGUACGGUUCAAGCUCGAGGUUCAAUUUGAAUUUGAACGACUGGAACUUGAUAGGAGUCCGCUCAGAAAAAGCAUUGAACAAAUGCGUUCUCCGAAGGGAAGUCAUAGGGACGGCAAGAGGUAUUCGCGGCGCGUUGCGUUUCUUUUUUGCUUUUUUUUGUGUGUGCCUGCGCGCUCGUCGGGCGUCCACCCGUUGGUCUUCCUGUCCGUUCGAGAACAGAAAUUAUACGUAUGACCAACUAUAAUGUAAGUACAUAAUUAUAAAGAUAAACACAAUGACAAUUAGAAAUGAAUACCUUCCUUAUCCUUUGACUUUCGCCUGCAAGUAGCUGAAGGGCGCUCGAAGACACAAUGCAUGAGAACCGCUCUUCUCGGAAUGCGCAGGUCCAGGUUCACGUUCAGGCGACUAAUAAAGCACGAUGAAAAUGAAUAAAUCUAAAUGCGAUUGAUCUACUAGAGACGAGAGGACAAACUAAACACAGCACGCCUUUGAAUUCCCCGCGCAUCACGGACCGGUAUAGCUACCCUCCCAGCCCACAGCCCCCGAAGGACCCGCUGGAGCGCAACGAGGAUCGCGCGGCGCUGUUUCGCGACUCCCUGGUAUUUGAGAAAACCGAGGGUGCAGUGGGCCCUCGGGGUUUUGUGGACCUGAAGUUUGAGGUGAACCCGAAGCGGCGCGGCGUGCAUCAGUGGCACAUUCGCGUGGUUCCGGUCGCCUUUCACCAUCCACUACCAGACCAGAGCGAAGCGGAUCUCGAGGCGCACUUCAGCGUGCGCGCAGAUGCCCAGUCGCCGCUCGUGCAAAUAUCGGAUGUCCGGCAGGAGUCCGCGGUGUCCCAGCCAGUGUCGAUGCUCUGGACUUACUGCCAAGUUGAUGACUUCAAUCAGUUAUGGUAGAGAAAGUCAGGCUUACCACCUCCAUUCCAUGGUUCGCAAAGUGGGAAAUUUCUAUAAAUCGAAACUUCUGCUGGGUAUAGGACAAAAAAUUAAUACAACCUAUAUAUAAGGACGCGGAAAAGUAGAGCUGCAGCAGACUGCGGCUCGCGGUCGCCGUAAUCUUGCCCUUGUUGCAUUAUUUUCGAAAUUGCAUUAGUACGUGGCAUGUUUCUUUAUAGCCUUGCACCGUUAUACUUGUAGUUUUGACGGCACUUCUGACACUCAUUUAGAAUGUUGACACUGCGAGGUGCAAGCCCAGUAGCAGUUGUGCACUUUUUGAGAUGGCUACAGGUGGUAGAGGAUUUCCAUAUGAUUUGAGGGGCAACGGCUGCGACCCAGCGCGGUAGAUCGGAAGUUCCAGAGCGCGCUCGGAUUCGACGCGCGACGAAAACUCCUGCCGCAGUUGGGUAGCUACCAGCUGAACUUUGGAACCGCGCCGUACGGCAAUCAACCAACCGUCGUCUACUUGGUGCAGCCUCUAUAUCCAUUUGCAAUGCUGAAAGUGAAUACUGAUGUUGAUUCAUUUGAUGAAAUAGUGCAAAUAUUUUCUCGCCAGGAGUAGUUUUCUAUUGCGAACGACCGACAGGCGUGGGUCAACACGAUCAGUGCGUCAUAGCGACGUUUUGGACUUUUUGACCCUUCCUAUUUCGUAGAGCGCCCACGUCGGACACAGGCUGUAUGAUAUGUGUACGGCUUAUCAUGCAUGUAGAAGUUUAAGGGAACAACAAAUACGCUAAAACCGAGAUGAUGAAUAUCUUUAAGGUUCUAACGAACCCGACGGACGUGCCAGUAGAGUUCGAACUACAGACCCCAGGCGACCUGCAGUUGCAAGAUGUGCCUCUGUGGCACGACGAGAUUCCCCCAUGGCACCGGGGAACCAGUCAGGGGGGCGCCAGCACGGGGGACGAACCAACCGUGGAGGAGCAGAGGCUGAUGAUGGCGGAACACCACUACGAGUGGGUCGAGAACCACAAGGUCCUCGACGUGUACCCAAAGACCGCAACCAUCGCGCCGGGAGAGUUUCAGUUCGUGCGAUUCACGUACCAGCACUUCAGCUAUCAGAGGCUCUUCAGUUGGUUGGAAAUCGACAAAAUGGAAAAUAAGUAAAAUUUACAUAAUGGCAGAGAGAUGCCGCAGUCGAAUUCAGUGCACUCGAGGCAACUACGGGGGCUGAUUGUAAGCCUGACUACGAUCUUCUGGGGGUUGUCGAGAAGCAUGAAUGGGGUUGUCGAGAAGCAUGAUCUCGGAUUUGCUCUCAACGACACCAACAGGGACAAACUAACUCGGAGGAUCCGAAAAAUUUUCCAUGCUGCGCCACGUAAGUAGAAAAAUAUGCGGAUAUUUUUACAGGAGUGGGCAUCGAUUUUCAUGUUAUGUGUCGGCGAGCAAUCGCUGUUUGUAGUUGAUGGCUCUGCCCGACUCGGGUUUCGGUGAGAUGCUCCCACGUUGCGUGAACCCUGAUCAAUCCACCUGGACUGUAGUUGCAUGAAUAUUUAUAGUGUUUCCAUUUUGAUUUUUUCAAUUCUACCACUUGGCACGUCCAUAUCAGCGUCGGCACGCAUAUUCUCCCCUUCGUCCUCACCGUGUUGCGAGGCAAGUCCAUGGUGUUCUACUGUAAGGCAAACACGUUGCCACCAAAUAUCGGCAGGCUGAGCGUCCGCGCGAACGCGAUCACACUCCGGCCUGUCCCUAUCGGCUACGAGCGAGGCCCACUACAGGUAAUCGAAUUGAGCAACUGCGGGAGUGCCCCAGCAUACUGGAUGCUGAACCAGGCCAGCAUCAACGAUUUGCAAGCACAGAACUACGGGUUCCCGCUCCUGACCAUCCACCCCACUUCGGGCAACCUGGAUCCCAAGUCACGUCUUUUCCUGCACGCCUAUGCCCUGAAAAUUUACCAUCCCCAUGCAUCACCUAUCGUGGGGACGAAUAAAACUAGCAGAAGUUUGUUCAUCUCGUCCAAUGUAACUAUACGAGGUAGAGUUUGCCAUUGCCGCGCAAGUGGCUAUCAUGCGGUACUAUUCGUGCUCGCCCUCGCUCGUACUUCGCAAAAACAAUGACGAUUGUGGCUACCACUACCGUUUUAAGUUUUAUAAAGCAACAGGGACGCGGCCCAGGCAGGGACGUUGGCCGCGUCCCCUAGCAGCGGAAACUGUUUCAACGUCGUGCUUUGUGUAACAAAUUGGAUGGAGGUGGUAAGUUUUCUCGGAAUAGCGCCUACUUUACGCCCAUCGAAGCAAAGCCGAUACGGUGCCCGAUCAAAAUCGAUUUGACGUUGCGAGACGGAACUGUGGUGGAAACGUUGGACUUCGAACUGUGCGCAACGGGCUUCGACCCGAAGAAGGGAGAGGCGCCCCCGGAGUACCUUACUCCACCCUUUGGACCGACCCUUCCGCUACAGACGUACGCGCCUCUGCCUAAUUACGGUGCGGCUCUCUCGUACGGACGCGCAAGAUGGGAAACCGUCCGUAGAAAUGAAACUGGAUUCCAAUGUUGUUUUUUUGGCUCUGACAUUGCACACGAUCGGUGCGGAUUAGUUUGAGUCUUCAAAUACAAUCACCCACAUGAUAGUGACCCGAGGGAUUUGAGGAUGCCUGAAGAAAUUUGUGCAUUUGAAGAUGCAAGUUGAUUUGGAUUCUUCCUUUUCUUUGUAGGAAACGUUGCGAAGCCCUGCGAAUGUAAGAGAAACUGACAUCGAAGUUGGGACCCAGCCUGAAAAAGUAAAACUUGGUCUCCUUGGCUUGGAUGUGAUGGCGAUGGAGGAACUCUAUACGCUGCUGUCUGCCUGGGCCUGACCUACCAAUACGUUCUCGCUCCUUGGGAGACAUCCUUUUCCGGCCUCCCGCAGAUGAGAACCACGCAUUCAAUACACGAUGUAGCAAAAGAAAAGGCCGCGCCGCGCUUCGGUGUCGCCUGACAUUUUUUUUUGUAUAAAGUAUUUUCAUCUUUUUCAUUUCGAUGAUUGUUUCCCAUCGCUGGCGACUCCAUACACCGUGCGAGGCGGUCGACUUUGGCGUGGUACCAGUGGACUCCAUCAACACCAAGGUGGUAGCGCUUGUCAACUAUUCCAGGGAUAGCGUUCUCAGCUUCCAGUGGCACACACAGGGACUCUUCCGAAACAUGGAGGAGUUCUCCAUCACACCGGAGUCCGGGACGCUUUAUCCCGGGACGCACCAGAUGAUUCUUUUCCGGCUCCACUGUAUCGAAGGUAAGUCCGGUGGUCCUUCUUGGAAAAUGUACAUGUAGUGUUUAUUUUUGAGUAUUUUUAUAAUUAUAUGUAGGAGGUCCAGGAGGAGGCUCUUUUGCUUCAUGAUCAUUGUUCAGAAUGCGAAUGAAGAAAGAGGCGACGAAGCGAACAUUUUUUCAAAAUAUAAUGAGAUGAACUGCUGGAACUGGUACAGAAUUAAGCUAGUCAUCAAAAGCAUUUGCUUUUUAUGUAGUUAAUGAGUGAAUUAUUUAUAUUUUCAACAUCUACAACUCUGGUUUACUCCUAGGUCCACUGGAAUUGGUCGGGGAUUUAGAGUGUCAGAUAUCGUGGGAACUGCUGCACCCACCACCGCCACCGGGUCCAGAUCCGUGGGAGCGGCCGAUGAUAGAAGAGGAGGUUUUCGCGGCGCAUACCGACGCAGUACACGAGCCAACCUAUGAUCCUCACAACUUUGCAAAUCGACACGUCUCCGUUGUAAACCGCCUCACGGUCGCGCGUUUCCGCGCGCUCAUGAGCACAGCCGCGGGUCAGAAGUACCUAAAUCGCAGUCUGGAUCGAACGGCACUGCUCUCCUCCCACAUCUCGAAUCUCACGCCCCGCCGUGCCUACAAAAAGCUUGAGCAGAACUUCCUCAGGUCGCGCGAACAGGAAACGAAGACAGAUGACCUAGAUAAGGAAAACCUUGGCUUCAGCCAAGUGCUGUCGGAGUCUUUUCACAGUCAAGGUAAGUAGUGACUCGUACUGUAGUUCUAGCCUCUACUUUUCGUCAUCAUCAUGAUCAUCUGGGAGAGUUGAUAUCUGAUAUUGUUUAUUGUUUUUUGAUUUCACGUAGGCCUGUUUGUCGCUGCUGUUUUAGCAAUCCAACACCGUCAGUUUGUGUCUGUCAUCUUCAUUCAUUCACUCACUCAAAUAUGGAUCGGGCGGCAGCUCCUUAUGUAAGUAAUUGCAUGAGUAGGACGCUGCUUUCCACCGUUUCCCUCCCAGCAACUCAGGCUGCCGAAGACCUUUACUUAGUAGAGUUCUUCGGCAGCCUCUACUUAGUAGUAGGCGUAGCUUCAACUAUCUACAUCUUUAAUGACUUUAUCUCGAGCUGCAGCUGCAUGAAAAUGAAAAUGCUCUUUGGUCAUUCACUUUCUGCAACUGCUACUGCAAUGGGGAAGAGGAUUAAUAUGAUCAUCAGAUCAACAACACAGGCUGCAGAAUCAGGGGCAUGAAUGCGAGAGCUGCUAGUUAUCAAUUUGUACAACUAUUUUUAGUGACAUAAUAGGAAACACAACAUCACACCAGGUGGACACACUGCUUCGUUGCCACAGACUGGGGAGUCCCUCGCUAGUUUUCCGCUGUUUGUGCGAUUGUCCGUCGCAUGCCGAGCAGAGGAGAGCAGCGACCUUGCGGUAGCUCUUCCGAGGGAAAAGCACUUGGUGCAAGCAGGAGGGGCAGUGGAGGCAUCUUCCCCAUCCCAGCCGGCACGAAUAGGAUCCAUGGUGAUUCAAGGCGGAGAUGGAGAACCACAAGCCGCACUUGCGACGUCCUCAUCUUCGAGCAAGCCAAAGGAAGACUUCGCGACCGUGUGCGACAACAUCAUCGAGGGAAUGCGUGUGUUUUUGAACGGGGACUCCUUCAAGGAUUUCCUUGCGCAACAAGCGGCGCAACCUGCACCGUAUUUCUCGCAGCUCGAUCCCACCACCGGCGCCAGACCAUCGGUACUUGAGGGGCUACCGGAGCUGCGCGUCAAGCAGAGGACUGAUCCGCUUGUACUGCCUCCGCCCAUCGACGUUGUUGCUGGGGCGAGCGGGGGCUCUUCCUCCUCCUCGUCAUCGAGGCCUCAUGAAGAACGAGGAAAAGCUUACGAUAGCGGACAACUCGUGACACUCCUGCUCGUCCGUGUGCUUCUCAUACUCGUCCUUUGCGAUGCAUCAAAACGAGGAAAAGGCCAAGAAUAGAACUCCCAUGAAAAAAGAAUGUGUACAACUACAACGGCGCUUCUGGGGCUGUCGUGAUCGUCAACGUUGUCUGGUGACAACGACAAGUGCCCCAUGAACCCCACACAUUUAUAAUGAAAAAAGAAAAGCAAGUUAGUAAUUUAUUAGUACACCAAUUUCAAUUCCAUGGGCAUCGCGAAUUCGACGUCACCAAACUCUGUAUUUCCCGCCACAUUGUUCUAGUUCUUCUUAUUCCGAUGCGGUAGCGGUAUGCGGUAUAAAUAUGAGUGAGUAUCUGCUUUCUUGUUCCAGAACAGGGCGGGACGGAGAGUUAGAGUACCACCAGUUGUUCACUUUCAUAGGGAUCAUUCCGACGCCGAUACCGGAUCCAGAGUAUCCCUCCCACGGAGCGCCCUGCUGAUGGAUUUUCCGGACAAAGAUUUAUUCGCAGGCGUGUCGCGCGCCGAGGAGAUGAAGUUGCGGCCACCGUUACGCGGUUCUUCGUCGCCUUCGGCUGCGGGGACCAAAACCUCCUCAAGCUCUUUCGGGGGCACCGGUGCAAGCGAAGCAGCAGAAGUGGGGGGCGCAGCCGCAGCCAGUGCACUCUUGGGUGCAAGCAAUACCUCCGAUAGAAGCAAGGCGAACGCCAGCAGCAGCAGCAACACAAACACUCAACGUACCCGCGGUGGUGAUGUUGCUGUUCUUCAGGGCGGCGAGGAGGACCAGGAUCGUCAUGAAAUCGAAAAAGACCCGGUACUGCGUGCGGAACAGUAUUGGGCGGAUACGCUCGAGCAGUAUGGCGAUAUUCGGCUCGAAAAUUUCUUCACAAACUGCGCCUCACAUGUGCUCGAGCACACGGUCCUGAAGAUCACGGACGAAACCAUCAGCGGAAAAAGCAAUUGGGCGAAGCUUCAUAUCGAGAAAAAGUGAAGACCCAAAGAGUUGUACUGAAGCCCAUUAAAUAUAAAUGCAAAUACUAUACUUGAUAUAUAGUACUGAUGAGUAAUUUCUUGCCACCAGCAAGUCGUACUUGUACUAUCAUCUCCAUCCCUAGUAUACAGAAGUUUUCCUCCAUGAUCCCUUUUCUGCACGAGAUCAUAGCUUUGAUUCGAGAGUUACGAUUGAAAAGAUUGCAGCAGUAAGCCUGAAAAUAAGAUCACUUUGUACGUCCAGGAUCUAAGUAGUAGUUUCUUUGAGAGCCUCUCAAAGCAGGAUGAACAGAAGGAAGCAACAGACUGUACUUGCGUCAGAACAAAAAAGUACAAACAAGAUCCGCUACGUAGCGGAGGCCAGUAAUAUCAAUGUAGUUAGGUUUGACAACAGAAUUGGCUCGAUGGACAACGCCUUUGCUCGUCGAUCAACUCUGUAGCUGAGAGUAUGACCACGUCGCUCUGCCCACUCGGGCUGGAGCCGCGCUGCCAUCCUACUUUUGAGAGUGUUGCUAUUUUAUUCCCUUACGAUUACCAAGCUGAAAUAGUGAGUAUCAGAAAUGAGAUUGAGAACAAAAGUACCUUAAUUUACACAUAUGCUCCAGUGGUCCGCUGAGCAGGGUCAGCGAGGAGACCUUGCUGUGGUCAUCUCGGAUGCGAUCGCCCUUGAGCAGGUGCGUCGAAAUUAGGACUAUGGUUAUCUUUUACGUGUACGAACGAUAUUUAGCAAAACCGAAACCGACGCCGGCAAUAGGAGUUAGUAUUAUGUAGUGAGACAGGGGCGGAAGUGUGCGCGGAACCGGAACUAUGGCCGACAAACUGGCACUGGAAUCAAGGUUUAUGUAACUUUUGUAAAAGAUAAAGAAACUACAAACAAACUGAAGUUACUUACCACCAGUAUCCUUUUUCUGCCAGAGGACGCAGAGGAUUGGAAUGAUAUGAAAUGAUGGAGGAGAUGGCAGAGCGCGCUG